ACAUACACAGAUUCCUAAAAAACCGGACAAUGCGUCCUUCUACUAGUAUACGCUUAAAGUCAUUGGGACGUAUGGCAAUUGCUUCCUUUUGGGACGCACUGUCGAUUGAUUCAUGUCUCGUCCUUUUCCAAUCUGUCUCUCGUCACGCAGUGCAGGACACGUUGUCUCGCUCUCUGGGAAAAACCUUAUUGAUUUGGCCAUUUCCCCUCAAGUUAGCUUCUAGAGUCUCAAACCACUUCACAAUAUCUUCCAUUCUUUUAUAGUGUGUCCGACGCCUCCAUGUGCUGACGAUCCUUGCUUGAAUGGAGGCGAGUGUAGACAAUCUGCAGCAUGUCAAUACACAUGUACAUGCCUACCAGGUUUCUCAGGACCUAACUGUGUUGAUGGAGAUGUCUGCUUAAGUAACCCUUGUCAACACGAUGGUGACUGCAUCUCAUUUACCAAUCCUAAUCUCUAUGUGUGCAUCUGUAGGGGGAGUUGGAGUGGCAUCAAUUGCGAAAGUAGUGAGUGUGAUAGCAAUCCCUGCGUCAAUGGAGGGACCUGUCAGAUGUCUGAUGAUGGACGGUUCACUGGAUGUACGUGCCCCCUUAGCUUUAUAGGAGUGCAUUGCUCAUCAAUAAACUACUGUCAGAAUGAUCCUUGCAAGAACUCUGGAAAUUGCGAAUCAUUUAAAAACACAUUCAUAUGUACGUGUGCUCUCGGAUGGGACGGACUUCAGUGUGAAAUACCUUAUCCUUGUGAAACCGAUCCAUGUUCAGAGUACGGAGCUUGUCAUAACAAUGGUACCCAGUUUUACUGUCAAUGUGACUCGGGAUGGAUUGGCCAAUUAUGUGACAUAGUUGAUACAUGUGUAAACGACCCAUGCCUGAACGGAGGGGUAUGUACUGUCACUGGAUCACACUAUACAUGUAGCUGUGAAGUCGGAUAUUCGGGAGAUAUCUGCCAAUUUGAGAAUGCUUGUGUAUUGGUUGAUCCGUGUAUGAAUGGAGCAGCAUGCAUGUAUAUGCCUUUAACUGAUAACUACACCUGUCAAUGUGUUGCGGGGUAUAGAGGGAUCAAUUGUGAAAAGGUUGAUCUCUGUUACUCCAUGCCCUGUCAAUACAAUGGUGUAUGUCAAUAUGUUGGAGAUACAAACAUCACAUGUACAUGCCAGCAGGGAAGAGUGGGAGAAUUCUGCCAAGAAGAUGAUGUAUGCUUACCUAACCAGUGUCAGAAUAACGGCUCAUGUAUCAACAUAGAAUUAACACAUUUCUCAUGCUUGUGUGAACCCGGAUGGACAGGAGAUGUUUGUCAAAUCGAGGAUUCAUGUUUGAGCGACCCAUGCAAGAACGAAGGAGAUUGUUUACUAACCAACCCUGGUUACCUAUGUGUAUGUCCUCCUGGCUGGUUAGGGAUCAUCUGUGAUAUAGAAGACGCUUGUACGAGCAUGCCAUGUAAGAACCAAGGAACCUGUAAUCCAAUAUUGAGCGUUGAGUCGAACGACACAUCAGACUACAACUGUACAUGUCUCCCUGAAUUCACUGAUUACAACUGUGAAAGAAGCAACGAAUGUUAUAGCAGUCCCUGUCUAAAUGAUGGUAACUGUACUCUACUGGAGAAGGUUGGAUACCAAUGCUCAUGCCAACAAGGAUUUAUUUCACAUAACUGUGAUAUAGUUGACUCGUGUUUCUCGAAUCCGUGUCUAAACGAAGGAACAUGUACAACCUUUCCUGAUUCUAUCAUAAACGGAACAGCUCUAUUCAACUGUAUGUGUCAUUCUGAAUUCUUUGGAGAAACCUGUGAAAUAGUUGAUGCGUGUUUCUCCGAUCCCUGUCUAAACGAAGGAACAUGUAUGACCUUUCCUGAUUAUAUCAUCAAUGGAACAGCUCAAUUCAACUGCACAUGUCAUUCUGAAUUCUUUGGAGAAACAUGUGAAAUAGUCGACCCAUGUUUCAUGAAUCCGUGUCUAAACGAAGGAACAUGUACAACCUUUCCUGAUUCUGUCAUCAACGGAACAGCUCUAUUCAACUGCACAUGUCAUUCUGAAUUCUUUGGAGAAACAUGUGAAAUCGUUGAUCCGUGUUUUUCGAAUCCGUGUCUAAACGAAGGAACGUGUACAACCUUUCCUGAUUCUAUCAUCAACGGAACAGCUCUAUUCAACUGCACAUGUCAUUCUGAAUUCUUUGGAGAAACGUGUGAAAUAGUUGAUCCAUGUUUCUCGAAUCCGUGUCUGAACGAGGGAACAUGUACAACCUUUCCUGAUUCUAUCAUUAACGGAACAGCUCAAUUCAACUGCACAUGCCAUUCAGAAUUCUUUGGAGAAACAUGUGAAAUCGUUGAUCCAUGUUUCUUCGAUCCGUGUCUAAACGAAGGAAAGUGUACAACCUUUCCUGAUUCUAUCAUCAACGGAACAGCUCUAUUCAACUGCACGUGUCGUUCUGAAUUCUUUGGAGAAACAUGUGAAAUAGUUGAGCCAUGUUUCUUGAAUCCCUGUCUAAACGAAGGAACAUGUACAACCUUUCCUGAUUCUAUCAUCAACGGAACAGCUCGAUUCAACUGCACAUGUCAUUCAGAAUUCUUUGGAGAAACAUGUGAAAUCGUUGAUCCAUGUUUUUCGAAUCCGUGUCUAAACGAAGGAACAUGUACAACCUUUCCUGAUUCUAUCAUAAACGGAACAGCUCUAUUCAACUGCACAUGUCAUUCAGAGUUCUUUGGAGAAACAUGUGAAAUAGUUGACCCAUGUUUCUUUGAUCCGUGUCUAAACGAAGGAACAUGUACAACCUUUCCUGAUUCUAUCAUCAACGGAACAGCUCUAUUCAACUGCACAUGUCAUUCUGAAUUCUUUGGAGAAACAUGUGAAAUAGUCGACCAAUGUUUCUCAAUACCCUGUCUAAACGAAGGAACAUGUACAACCUUUCCUGAUUCUAUCAUCAACGGAACAGCUCAAUUCAACUGCACAUGUCAUUCUGAAUUCUUUGGGGAAACAUGUGAAAUAGUUGAUCCAUGUUUCUCGAAGCCGUGUCUAAACGAAGGGACGUGUACAACCUUUCCUGAUUCUAUCAUCAACGGUACAGCUCUAUUCAACUGCACAUGUCAUUCUGAAUUCUUUGGAGAAACAUGUGAAAUCGUUGAUCCGUGUUUUUCCGAUCCCUGUCUAAACUCGGGAUCAUGUACGACAUUUCCUGAUUCUAUCAUCAACGGAACAGCUCUAUUCAACUGCACAUGUCAUUCAGAAUUCUUUGGAGAAACAUGUGAAAAAGUUGAUCCAUGUUACUCGAAUCCGUGUCUAAAUGAAGGAACAUGUACAACCUUUCCUGAUUCUAUCAUCAACGGAACAGCUUUAUUCAACUGUACAUGUCAUUCUGAAUUCUUUGGAGAAACAUGUGAAAUCGUUGAUCCGUGUUUUUCCGAUCCCUGUCUAAACACGGGAUCAUGUACAACCUUUCCUGAUUCUAUCAUCAACGGAACAGCUCUAUUCAACUGCACAUGUCAUUCAGAAUUCUUUGGAGAAACAUGUGAAAUUGUUGAUCCAUGCUUCUCGAAUCCGUGUCUAAACGAAGGAACGUGUACAUUUUUCCCUGAUUCUAUCAUAAACAGAACAGCUCUAUUCAACUGCACAUGUCAUUCAGAAUUCUUUGGAGAAACAUGUGAAAUUGUUGAUCCGUGUUUCUCGGAUCCGUGUCUAAACGAAGGAACAUGUACAACCUUUCCUGAUUCUAUCAUCAACGGAACAGCUCAAUUCAACUGCACAUGUCAUUCUGAGUUCUUUGGAGAAACAUGUGAAAUCGUUGACCCAUGUUUCUUGAAUCCGUGUCUUAACGAAGGGACGUGUACAACCUUUCCUGAUUCUAUCAUCAACGGAACAGCUCUAUUCAACUGCACAUGUCAUUCUGAAUUCUUUGGAGAUACAUGUGAAAAAGUCGACCCAUGCUUCUUGAAUCCGUGUCUAAGCGGCGGAACAUGCACAACUUUUCCUGAGUCUAUUAUCAACGGAACAGCUCUAUUCAACUGUACAUGUCAUUCUGAAUUCUUUGGAGAAACAUGUGAAAUAGUCGACCCAUGUUUCUUCGAUCCGUGUCUAAAUGAAGGAACAUGCACAACAUUUCCUGAUUCUAUCAUCAACGGAACGGCUCUUUUCAACUGCACAUGUCAUUCUGAAUUCUUCGGAGAAACAUGUGAAAUAGUCGACCCGUGUUCCUUCGAUCCGUGUCUAAACGAAGGAACAUGUACAACUUUACCUUAUUCUAUCAUCAACGGAACAGCUCUAUUCAACUGCACAUGUCAUUCUGAAUUCUUUGGAGAAACAUGUGAAAUAGUCGACCUAUGUUUCUUGAAUCCCUGUCUAAACGAAGGAGCAUGUACAACCUUUCCUGAUUCUAUCAUCAACGGAACAGCUCUAUUCAACUGUACAUGUCAUUCUGAAUUCUUCGGAGAAAUAUGUGAAAUAGUUGACCCAUGUUUCUUGAAUCCCUGUCUAAACGGAGGAACAUGUACAACCUUUCCUGAUUCUAUCAUCAACGGAACAGCUCUAUUCAACUGCACAUGUCAUUCUGAAUUCUUUGGAGAUACAUGUGAAAUAGUCGACCCAUGUUUCUCGAAUCCAUGUUUAAACACGGGAACAUGCACAACUUUUCCUGAUUCCAUCAUCAACGGAACAGCUCAAUUCAACUGCACAUGCCAGUCUAAAUUUUUUGGAGAUACAUGUGAAAAAGUUGACCCGUGUUUCUACGAUCCGUGUCUAAACGAAGGAACAUGUACAACCUUUCCUGAUUCUAUCGUCAACGGAACAGCUCUAUUCAACUGUUCAUGUCAUUCUGAAUUCUUCGGAGAAACAUGUGAGAUAGUUGACCCAUGUUUCUUGAAUCCCUGUCUAAACGAAGGAACAUGUACAACCUUUCCUGAUUCUAUCAUCAACGGAACAGCUCUAUUCAACUGCACAUGUCAUUCUGAAUUCUUCGGAGAAACAUGUGAAAUAGUCGACCCUUGUUUCUUCGAUCCGUGUCUAAACGAAGGAACAUGUACAACUUUUCCUGAUUCUAUCAUCAACGGAACAGCUCUAUUCAACUGCACAUGUCAUUCUGAAUUCUUUGGAGAAACAUGUGAAAUAGUCGACCUAUGUUUCUUGAAUCCCUGUCUAAACGAAGGAGCAUGUACAACCUUUCCUGAUUCUAUCAUCAACGGAACAGCUCUAUUCAACUGUACAUGUCAUUCUGAAUUCUUCGGAGAAAUAUGUGAAAUAGUUGACCCAUGUUUCUUGAAUCCCUGUCUAAACGAAGGAACAUGUACAACCUUUCCUGAUUCUAUCAUCAACGGAACAGCUCUAUUCAACUGCACAUGUCAUUCUGAAUUCUUUGGAGAUACAUGUGAAAUAGUCGACCCAUGUUUCUUCGAUCCGUGUCUAAACGAAGGAACAUGUACAACCUUUCCUGAUUCUAUCAUCAACGGAACAGCUUUAUUCAACUGUACAUGCCAUUCAGAAUUCAUUGGUGGAACUUGCGAAAGAGCACACCCAUGUUUGAACAACCCAUGUAUGAAUGGAGGGAUAUGUACACCAUAUGGAAAUGGGUUUACAUGUGAGUGCACAGGCACGUUUGGUGGAGAUAAAUGUUCCGAAGAUAUAGGUGACUGCUCGAGUAGUCCAUGCAUAAAUGGAGCCUGUAGUACGGAUCAAUAUGGAUGGUUAUGUAACUGUGAAGAAGGCUAUGCUGGAAUCACAUGUAGUGAGGAGACAGAUCCAUGUGAUGGAAGGCCUUGUGCUAAUGGCGGUAUAUGUAAUAAAAAUGAGACUGACUAUUUCUGCGUGUGCCCCAUUACACACUCUGGCAAGAACUGUCAAACUGCUACACCAUGUACGAUUAAUUCAUGUAAGAAUGGCGGAACGUGCAUGUACUCUGGUGAUGACUACACGUGUUCAUGUACAACUCAGUGGACAGGAACAAAUUGCAUAGAAGUCCAUGUCAUACUAGUCCGUGUAAUAAUGGCGGAGAAUGCAGUCAUGCGAAUGGACGCGCUUACUGUACAUGCAGUGUAGGAUGGACAGGACCAACCUGUGUAAAACCUCUUCACUGUGUGUCUUCACCCUGCCGUAAUGGAGGUACUUGUGAGGAGUGUGGUCAAGGAUUCUGCUGCGUGUGUGUCGAGGGGCUCAGCGGAAUAAGAUGCGAAAUGG
Strongylocentrotus purpuratus (purple sea urchin) is the source of this 6148-nucleotide messenger RNA. Its product is annotated as neurogenic locus notch homolog protein 2. The record is from RefSeq and is a predicted model, not a curated record. Gene Ontology annotation, molecular function: calcium ion binding. Bases 548 to 6010 code for a protein of 1820 amino acids. NCBI's taxonomy places the organism in Eukaryota, Metazoa, Echinodermata, Echinoidea, Camarodonta, Strongylocentrotidae. The transcript has 48 exons.